Messenger RNA from Galdieria sulphuraria, 1941 nucleotides. Its product is annotated as pentatricopeptide (PPR) repeat-containing protein. NCBI's taxonomy places the organism in Eukaryota, Rhodophyta, Bangiophyceae, Galdieriales, Galdieriaceae. Bases 46 to 1905 code for a protein of 619 amino acids. The transcript has a single exon. The record is from RefSeq and is a predicted model, not a curated record. Gene Ontology annotation, molecular function: protein binding.
GUUGGAAAUUAUAAACGUCUUGGUUUAUUUCGAUCUUCGUUAUUCAUGUACAGAAGACACUUUUGUCGUCGUUGGUCGUGUACCAUUAUUGAGAAACAAGGUUCUUUGAAUAAUCUCGAACAGUCUUCUCUCAACAGUUUGAAAGAGUUGAGUUUGGAAGAGCUAUUGGAGAAUCUCUCUUGUCAGGAGUUAUAUGGAGAGGAACCGGAAGUCUCCAUUCCACCAGUUACGAAGCAGUUGUUAGGAAGGAAAUCUGGUUCCAAGUGGACUUCUUCCGGAGUCUUCCAUGUAGCAGAUGAUGUCAAUCGCUGGUUUGAUUUGAAUCCUCGAACUAGUCAUUCUUAUGCAACGUUGUUGAAAAUAUUGGGUUUAUUAGGUCAAACGGAACUCAUCGAUUUCUAUUUAGAAGAAAUGAAACGGCAGAAAAUAGUUAUUACUGAGGAAGUUGUUACAGCAGCAGCAAGUAGUUUUGCAUUAUGUCAUCAGUGUGAUGAAGUGAAGAAACUUUUGCUAGUUGCCAAGGAAGAAGGAAUCGUUCCUAGUGAGUCACUAAUAUCUGUCACUAUUCUUUCUCUUAUGAGGUCUGGAUACUUUGAAGAUGCCAUUCGAGUUCUUGCUACUGGUCGAUUGGAAGAUAUUGAAUUUGAUAUUUGUUUUAAAAAAGAGAACGAUGAAGAGACGAAUAUUCUUAGUCCAGUUGUCGAUAUUCAGCAUUGUAUGCAAUCUGAAGAAACUUUUUCCGAUGCUUUAAAGAGAAUUCCAGAUUGCUAUGAUAUCGUUACUUGGACAUGUCUCUUAAAAGGCCUAUUUGACAAAGGUCGUUAUUCAUUUUGUUUAACUGCCUUUGAACAUUUGUUAAGUAGAGGAAAGGAGUUGGAUUCUUUUGCUUUUGAUAUUGCAGUUCAAUCUUGUGAUAAGUUGAGACUGAUUUCACGUGCAGUUGAAAUUCACCAGCUUUUAAAGUCAACACAUCCAUCGAAGCUUAACAGUGCUAUUUAUUCUUCUUUGAUAUCUUGUGCUGCCAGUUGUGCCGAUCAUAGAGCUGCAGAGAGUUUCUAUGAAGAUGCUGUUUCCAGAAAGAUAGCGUUGACCUAUCGUGCUUACUUUCACUUGUUGAGAGUUUAUGGUCGAACAGGCCAACAUAGAAAGGCCAUUUAUGUUUAUCAUUCUUUGCGUUUUUUACCAAGAAGGACUUUGCCAAGUGUCCAUGAUUGGUUUCUAUUGUUUUUAUCGCUUCGAGUUGCUGUUCAAAGAACUCGCAAUAGAUAUCUUUCUCAACCUUGCACUCAGUAUGCAACAGAAUUGGAAAAUAUUCGCAACGAAGUGAACGAGAUUGCAGAUAAGAUGUUGGAACAAGGUCGUUUGCUUUCUGGACAAUCUAAACAUUUAUAUGGCGUCAUGGAACGUUAUUUGAAUAUCAAAAUGGAAGUCGCAAGAUGGGAUGACGCUUUACAAGUAUUGAAAACAAUUUCACUCGAUCCUAAUUUGCCUAUUCAUUGGAGAAGUACUCGUUUUAGGUUGUUUGUGUCAUGGAGUCGUUAUUUAUUGGCAGUCGCAGUUUCAGAGGAACAAAUAUGGCAAACGUUACAAACAAUGGAAUCUUGUCAUAUCGAGUUGAAUGAGCCUUGUGUAAUGGCAGCUGUUCAAGGAUUUGUAAAGAUGAGACAACCUGAAGCUGCUCUAGAAGUAUUGCAGCGUCCUUUUUCAGUGAUCGAGCAAGUAGAAAGAAGACAUCAUCUUGAAGAAGGAAACCCUAUUCGAUGGAUACAUUCACAACGAGUAAUAACUUUACGUAAAUUGUACCUCUUUUUGAAACAGUAUCAUCCGAAACUGUUAGAUAGUUUCUGGAAUAUUUUAGAAGAAAAGGGAUUGACUCCUUUUGUGAACGAUUCUUGUAUAGAUUGAUUGGAUUGUCAAACUACUAGCUCAUUGAAACUGUAU